AUCAAAUCGGAGGGAAUAGCUGGCAGCCAUUUGUCUGUUAUCUAAAAAACGAUUUCAAGUUCACUCUAGUGCACCGGCAGGUUAAAAGAGGAGAGACUGAAGUGAAAGAGACAGGGACUCGAUUCCAUAAAUUGAUCCUGAUUUGUACUGAAGGAUUAGCUGCUAUUUGAAUUCUCGUCUGUAUGUACAUUUUAUUUCAUUAUGGACUGAAAAGCAUUCCUACAUUAUUAAAUGUAGUGAACUGUGAACUAUCUUAUUUAUGAUGUCUUGUUUAUUGGGAUACAACACAGCCGUAGCCAUCCGGGUUACAGUAUUAUAGACUAUUUUAACAGUAUUAUACUUUAACUACAUGUACUUUAACAUGUAAAACUUCAUACACUAGAGUAUCAAAAUUGGCGACAGGUUCAUUGUCUAAUGUUGUGAAACGUUGGCCUUUGGUUGAAAAGUUUUAUUGUGCAUCUUGUGUUUGAAUUUAUCCGUGUUUCAGUGUUAAUUUUAACUUCUAAGGUUGAUAAACUUCUGGAACUAGCUUUAUUGUUUUCAUAUUUCACAAGAAAUAUACUUGAACGAUAUGAACAAAAAGGUUUUAACAUUAUAAACAGUAACAAAAUGGCAACAGGUUCAUUGUCUUCAGUUCCAAAACGUUUGCGUAUGGUUGAAGACUUUUCUUGCACAUGUUGUUUAGAGCAGAAUCUUACGGAAUCUGCAGACAUUUAUUGUGAACAAUGUUUAAGGUUUUAUUGUAAAAAAUGUGUUAUCCUGCAUAGUCAGUUGUUUACAAAACAUAUGACAUGUGGAAGGGAGGAUAUUAAGAAAUGGCCAGUUUCUAAGGCAGUGGAAGAUUUUCUCAGGAAGUGUGAGGUGCAUGCGGAUGAAUCACUGACACAGUUUUGCCAUGACCACGGUCAGCUGUGCUGCUCUGCAUGUGUUGGAACAAUUCACAGCCAGUGCAGUAAAGUGACCCAGAUUUCGGAGCUGACCAACUCGCAGCCCACAGGCCUAGAGGGGCUGUCAGUGGAGCUGGAAACUGUCCUGGGGGAAAUUAAAACCCUGCAAAUCAGUCAGAAGGCCAGCAUUCAGUCAUUGCAGAGAACAUACAAGGAACAUAGUGCAGUUAUGAUAGAGCAAAUGCUUGGCAAUUUAAAUACUUAUAUAGAUGAAUGUGAUAAUAAUUCUGUGGGUACAUCAGGCGGAAAUGAGCAAUAUUUAAAAGAAGAGAUGUGUAGGAGUGUUCUCUCUAUCGUGAAUGAAUUUGAUAAUAUUACUACGAAGGAACUUAACGAGAUGAAAGAUGAAGUUUUAAGUAUUAAAGAGUCAGUUACAAGUUCUAUUCAUAAAUGCACCACUCUUCACAAUGACUUGUCACAAUUCCAUGAACUUGUUCAGAAAAUUGGAGAUAAUAAGGAGCUCUGUCUUAUAGCCAGCAUAAAAUGUAAGCAUAUAAUACAGCAAGCAUUGACUCUGCUAGGAAAGUCAGGCAAGGCGUUUUACGUCCAGCGGAAGUCUGUGCACAAUGUGAGAAUACCAAGUGAUUCAGUUACAUGUGAUAUCUCAGGCAUAUGUGUUCUUCCAGACGGACAGGUCCUGGUUGCAGACUUCCAUAAUAAGAGAGUCAAGCUUCUGAGCCAGCAGUACCAGGUGGUGAGUCACUGGGAUGUGAAUGCUUAUCCACGGGCCAUAUGUUUGAUCACACCCAGUGAGGUUGCAGUGGCUGUGAAUGACCAGGAUAGCAGGAUACAUGAGGUCCAGUUUAUCACUGUCAACCAGGGAAAGCUUGUUCCUGGCAGGAAGUUUCAGUUACAACAUGAAUGUACAGGUAUUGCCCAUCACCUAGGAGACCUUUUUGUCACCUCUGGUCAAGAACUGUACAAAUACACACUGAGUGGCAAACUGAUCUGCAGACUCUAUGAAGCUUUUGGUUAUAAUGCAGGUAAGAAUCAUGGUGAAUCCAUCCUUAUAACAUUUAUAUUAUGUACAGGGAUUUUUCUAGCCAUUGUGGGAAAAGGAGUCUAGUCAAAUUUUGUUAUU
Messenger RNA from Dreissena polymorpha, 2028 nucleotides. RefSeq lists its product as uncharacterized. Gene Ontology annotation, molecular function: protein binding; zinc ion binding. The transcript has 4 exons. The coding region runs from base 610 to 2013 and encodes 467 amino acids. NCBI's taxonomy places the organism in Eukaryota, Metazoa, Mollusca, Bivalvia, Myida, Dreissenidae. The record is from RefSeq and is a predicted model, not a curated record.